AUGGCCUGGACUGCAGACACUCCGGGCACCUUUCGGAAGGAGCUUGGUGGGUUGGAAAAAAUCUACCGCUUCAUGUCCACCGCGUUCAAACACACUGGUCAGGAGCACUGGGGCCUGUACACAGUCUGUGCGGUCGACUUCGGGCCGAUCCUUCAUAGCCCUGCGAAAGCGUUGCGCGAUGCGUGGAAGGCGCUGCGAUUCGAGUUCCCAGCCUUGGCGUUGACUUUGGAUGGCUACGAUGCCGUGUAUACCCUGCCCACCGCGGACAUCGUUGAAGAAUGGGCACAAAAGACCUUCAUCGUCGAGCAAAAUCAGCAGCCCGACGAGAUCAUUGUCGACUACCCAUUACGAGAUCUCCCUGCUUUAUACUACCUUCCCGCAACAUCCGAAGUGCUGUUCCUCGCCUCCCACUGGCGCGUCGAUGCCGCUGGUUGCUGUCUCCUCCUCGACCGUCUGUUCGCAUUGGUCGUCCAGCAGCCCGACAUUGCGUCCUUGCAAUGGGGCCCUGAUCUACACAAAAUCUCCCCCAGCUUGGAAGACGCUGCAGGAUCCCCAGAGGCAACGUCCCCAGAGAUCGAGGACAUGGCGCAGCGCGUGACCAGUAACUUUGAACAGAAAGCCAUACGCUCCAUCGGUCUCUCAUACAAAGGCGACAGGACAACUCCGCCUGCUCGACCGGCCAAUCGAUCCAUCGUGUUGACCCCGGAAAGCUCCGAAGCUCUCAUCAAAGCCUGCAAAGAGCGCCAGAUCAGCGUAUCAGCCGUGAUAUAUGCCGCCUUGGCUGAAAUCAUGUUUGCCCUCACGUCGAUUGACGGUGCCACCGAGUACUCCACUAUCAUGGCCGUCAACAUGAGGCCGUAUCUCAAGGCACCCUUUAAUUCCCCAGCGCACUCGGUGCGAACUUAUGUGUCGAGCAUCACGCCAGCAGUGCGGCGGGACAGCACUUUCAGAGAGCGGACCGUUACUCUGACGCAGUAUUUUAAAACUUGGCAUACAAACGAGUUCUCCCAGGCACUGCGGGAGAUCUACAAAAGAUCGUCUCGGGCUCUCCUGACUGCUCCACGUCCGCCGGGCCCGCCGCCGAACCCGCCAAGCGGCAUCACGCUCAGUAGCCUGGGCGUGAUCGACCACUUCCUGACAGGAGAAUACGAUGGUGCGGUUAGUGUCAAACGCUUUCGCUUCGGUGUCAGCAUGUUGAACAGGCAGAUGUUGCUAUACCUGUGGACGUUCCGCGGGCAAGUCCACCUGUCGAUCAAUUACAAUGACGCCUACUACGACGCAUCGACGCCACAAGAGGUCCUCGACCGCAUCCCAGCAACACUGGAGACAGAACUUGGAGUGCGGUUGGAAACCUUGUAA
Messenger RNA from Letharia lupina, 1359 nucleotides. RefSeq lists its product as uncharacterized. Bases 1 to 1359 code for a protein of 452 amino acids. The transcript has a single exon. The record is from RefSeq and is a predicted model, not a curated record. NCBI's taxonomy places the organism in Eukaryota, Fungi, Ascomycota, Lecanoromycetes, Lecanorales, Parmeliaceae.